Molecule: messenger RNA, 4614 nt
Organism: Talaromyces rugulosus
Lineage: Eukaryota; Fungi; Ascomycota; Eurotiomycetes; Eurotiales; Trichocomaceae
Exons: 9
Coding region: 1-4614 (1537 amino acids)
Biological process (GO): carbohydrate metabolic process; lipid metabolic process
Molecular function (GO): iron ion binding; heme binding; oxidoreductase activity, acting on paired donors, with incorporation or reduction of molecular oxygen
Source: RefSeq, a predicted model, not a curated record
AUGACUCUUUCUAACGCAUUGGAGUUACUGCGAGGGGAUGCAGCGUUUUCUAUCUUCUUCAGUGUGCUUUUCUCCUACAUUGUCGGAAGCACUUUCUAUAAUUGGUAUCGCCUGCGUCAUAUCAAAGGGCCAUGGCUGGCUAGUGUAUCCAAGUCUUGGUUAAUUUGGCGCACUCUUGCUGGCAACUUUCAUCAAGAUUUUAGUGAUGUCUGUGAAAAGUAUGGCCGCCUUGCACGAAUUGGCCCUUACCACCUGCUCACAAGUGACCCGGAUGUCAUGCGCAGGAUGCUAGGCGUACGUUCUAGGUACCGACGCUCAGAAUGGUACACUGGAAUGCGCUUUGAGCCCCCGAAGGAUACUGUCGAGUCGCAAAAGGAUGAAGGAAAACAUAGUGACCUGAGGUCCAAAAUGGCUGCCGGCUAUUCCGGGAGCGAAGUUGACAGACUUGAAGAGCGGGUCGACGAGACCGUCGAGUCACUCAUUCGACUUCUUGAGAGAUACAUCCGCGAGGACUUCCAAUAUAAGCCCCUUGAUUUCGGAGGCACGGCCCAAUAUUUCACUUUGGAUGUCAUCUCAGCUAUAGCUCACGGAAAGCCGUUUGUAUAUCUAGACGCAGACACCGAUUUGUAUGACUACAUCAAACUAACCGAAAAGGCUAUGCCUGCUUUUAUGGUCAUUGCCAUCUUACCUUGGCUCAUGUCACUGUCGAAUGGAGGUAUCACAAAAGAAGUUGUUGACGCACGGUUUAAACUAGAUCCAAAGCACGGCCGAGACAUGCUCGAUUCUUUCAUUAGACAUGGUCUCACACAAUCCGAGGCUAUCUCAGAAGGUAUCCUUCAGAUAAUUGCCGGAUCUGAUACCACCGCCACAGCCAUUCGAGUCACUCUACUCUACUUGAUCACCACACCAAGGAUACUGGAAAAGUUUCGUGCCGAAUACACAGCCGCCAAAGUCUCAUCACCUAUUCGUGAUUCUGAGGCGAGGAAUCUACCAUAUCUCCAAGCCAUCAUUAAAGAAGGCCUUCGCAUCUGGCCGCCAGUUACACGGAACUACGAGAGAGAAAUUGUUGAAAUUGCGACCCUUUUCCCUUCUCGAUUGUUCGACAGACAAAAUUGGUUCAAUAUAAACUCGUGGCAUAUCACACAUCACUCGACCGAGAUGGCCUAUAAAAGUAUAUCACUGUUACUGGCAGCAUCAACGGCAGCACAGGCUCAGGAUACUUCAUUGUACAUUCCUUACUAUGGAACGAGUGCGAAUGGAUUCACUGCGCCACCACGAGGAUGGAAUAGUUUCGGCCUACAGGCACUUGACGGCGGAUUCGCACCGACUCAGGACAGCAUCCAGGCACAAUGCCAGAAUCUAAAUGUCUCCGCCGGGUACACUCUGUGCAGUAUCGAUUCCGGAUGGUCCGGCAAUGGAGGUGAUCCUUAUGGGCGUCUCGUUCCAGACACUUCUACAUUCCCCAAUCUUACUGCACUCGCAGAUGAGUUGCAUUCAAAUGGCAUCCAAUUGGGAGUUUAUAUUCUACCGGGGGCGUUAUCUGGCGACGCGGAUGUCACUGUCCAAGGAACGGAUAUUCAGCUCGGUUCGCUAUUUGAUAACUCUCAGCCGAGCUAUAAUUUGCGACAGACGUUUGAUUUUAGCAAGGACGGUGUCCAACAGUGGCACGAUUCGGUUAUUAAUAAUUUUGCGGAGAUGGGAAUCGAUUAUAUCAAACUCGAUUACAUGACUCCUGGUAGUCCUGACCCAGGCGAGGAUCUACCAGCCAACAACUCUCUAGUAGCCAUUGCCUACCACAACGCCAUUCAAAAAUCAGGUGCACAGAUUCGACUGGAUCUGUCGUGGGCCCUUGAUCGCAACUCUGCGACAGACUGGUAUAUUUGGCGGGGCAGCGCCGACGGAUUGCGACUGGACCAAGACAUUAACAACUCCGGACAGUCGACUCUUGUAUCCUUUGGCACAGUGCAGCGCGCAAUUGAGAACUACCGAAUUUACAUCAACCAACAAGUCGAAGAUUCAACCAGACAGGGAAUCCCCAUCAUGGUCCGCCCGGACAUGGACAAUAUGUACACUGGUAACGGUCAGGAUCUCGGAGGUCUCGCUGAUGUUGAACGUUAUACCGUUGCCAUUCACUGGGUUGGAGCUGGUGCAAAUCUCAUUACCGGAUCUAACUUGAGCCAGAUUGAUACGCUGGGUCAGGAACUCCUAUACGACUCGGAAUUGAUGUCCAUCGCGGACUUCACCACCCAGUACCCAAUGCAGCCAAAGAACCCACUAGGAGCAGAUACCCCGGGAGCACAGGCAUCUGAACAGCUUCAAGCAUGGAUUGCAGGCCCGGACUCGAAUAAUGAGAAUGUCGUAGUCGUCCUGGCGAACUACGGUCCAGACCAGGGCAGCGGCGGCUUCGGGUCAAGCUCUGAUGGAACUCAGCUGGUUAACGUCACCCUGUCACUCUUAGGCAUCGCAGAUGGUCAACCUAACGGGGCUGCGGGGUGGAAUGUGCGUCGAGUCCUGGGAGGAGGAGGAGCUGGAGGUCCAGACCAUACCAUGUCCUCAGGAUCGAAGCAAAAUGCACCUUUCUCAGGCCGAAUGCGGCCUUCUGUUGCUAUAGAAUUCGCCGAACAGUCUCAGAGGCUUGCACUUGCUACACAGGGACACAGGGACAAACAAGAAAAUGGAGCAAUUGCCGCACGCUUCGUCACCCCGCACGAUGCGGUUAUCGAGACAGAACGUGGAGAACGCCUGCCUGCAGUUCCGUCAGAGGAAGCCGAGAGGCUGAAUUGGCUUAGAGAUGAAGCCAUUUCAGGGGAUCCCCACGACGAUCUAGAACACUCCGAAUCACGACAGUCUCGGCAGCAGGAAAUUCCAGUGGAAAGACAGCCGGAGUCGGUUCCGUUGCAUAAAUACAGGCAAAGGCAGACUGGCCCUCUCAAUACUGUGAACCCUCCUGCAUAUACGCAUCCUUUAUUCCCUCCGUUGCCGCUAUAUGGACCUCCGUCGUUACUGCGCACUUUUCAAUGCCAGACUUUCCGUGCCAUCUCGUUCUGCCUCUCGCUAUCGUUUCUUGGCAUUAUUGUGGUGGGCUCGUGUUUAAGCGGAAUUGGUAUCGGCGUUAGGAAAAUUUGGCUACGGGUAUGCGGUAUUAAUUUGACUAAACGCCGACCAUUUUACAAAGAAGAAAUAGCAAGAAAGAAGGCAAGGCGGAAGAUGGCAAUUAGAUGGAAACGCGCGCAAUGGAAGUUGAAUGAUAAGAGAGAAACAGCUGCCUCAGAAGUAGAAUACGACGAGGAUAUUGAGGGCAACAUUCAGGACACGGAAUUUCCACCUUUGGAAGGAGGAGACGAUCCGAUCGUUUGUGAUAUUGGCUACUACGCGAGAAGGGUUGGACUAGACUGUGAGAUGUUCCAUGUCCAGACUGAAGACGGAUUCAUCCUUGAACUCUGGCACAUUUAUAACCCGCAUGAAUAUUCGCCUCUAUCUGAAGCCGAGCGAGACCAUCGAGAACCUGAUGUAUUCUACGACCGAAAGACAAAGGAUCAUUCUACGUCAAAUCGUCGCUAUCCUGUUUUACUCAUUCAUGGGUUGCUUCAAAGCGCAGGCGCUUAUUGCACCAAUGAUGACGAUAGUCUGGCAUUUUAUUUGUGCAAGGCUGGCUAUGAUGUCUGGUUGGGAAACAACAGAUGCGGGUUCAGACCGAAGCACAAUGCUCUUACGUACAAUGACCCGCGAAUGUGGUGCUGGAACAUUCGACACAUGGGUACACUAGACCUCCCAGCUUUUGUGUCACGAAUUCUUUAUGAAACUGGAUUUGAGACCCUAGGCCUGAUCUGCCACAGCCAAGGUACCACCGAGGCAAUGGUUGCGCUCGCACAAGACCAACGACCAGAGCUGGGUGAGCGCAUAUCUGUGUUUUGUGGUCUUGCCCCAGCUGCUUAUGCGGGACCAUUGAUUAAGAAGAUGUACUUUCGCUUCGUGAGGCAGAUUUCUCCAGCUGUUUUUCGACUUAUCUUCGGCAUUCAUGCCUUUAUCCCGCUCAUGAUGACCAUGCGCAAAAUUAUUCCACCGCGGAUUUAUGGUGUUUUGAGCUAUCGGAUUUUUGCCUUUCUCUUCGAAUGGACAGAUGCACGCUGGGACCGUGAUCUCCGUAACCGUAUGUUCCAAUUCGCACCCGUCUAUGUCAGUGCCGAAAGCAUGCGGUGGUGGCUCGGCUGCGAUGGGUUCGCAGUACAAAAAUGCAUCUUGGCCACUAAAGAACAAGUCUUGCGCGAGGAGGAAGAAGACCGUGCUUAUGAAAGUGGCUGUCUUUCCAGUUCCGACGACACUGGUGGCAAUCGUAGUCUCAAUGCCUGGUAUGGACCAAAAACACCGCCAUUCGCACUUUGGAUUGCCGGGUCCGAUGAUCUGGUUGAUGGAGCGAAGCUGUUGCGCAGAUUGCAGAAUGGGCGUGAGCCUUAUGUAAAUUUAGUGCAUCAUAAGAUCAUUGAAGGGUAUGAGCAUUUAGAUGUCAUCUGGGCGAUGGAUAUGAUUGAACAGGUAGGCCGCGAAGUCGCGCAAGUAGUGUGGCAGACGGUUCCAUCGGAUGCGAAAGUUGCCUGUCGGGCUCCGAGGAUUUGA